GAUUUUUGGUAUCUCUACCAAUUUACCAGAUUGAAACUGACACUAAGAGUCGGGCAGCGGAAAAUAUGAAUAGGCAGUUGGUAGGUCAGGUUGCUUGAUUAUAUUUCAAAACUUUUCGGCUAAUCUUUUGAACAAACCAGUUGCCUAUUUAUCUGCUGUACGAAUUAUGAAUUCACAUGGUUUACCUCCUGGAUGGUCAAUGAGUUAUGACAAUACCACUGGUUUCCCUUUUUUUAUCGAUCACAUUAAUAAAUUGACUACUUGGGAAGAUCCUCGAAAGUCUAAAACUCAGAAUAAUAGAACACAAAAUUUACAAUCUGUUCCAUCUUAUGCUGCAUCUGAACUGACUAAAAAUCGUCAACAAUGCCAAUCGGAAGGAAAUGAAUCAGAAUCGAAUUCAUCAAAUCCAGAAGAUAUUAAAGUUGAUAUUGUAGGAACCAAUAAUAAUAAUAAUAAUAAUAAUAAUAAUAAUACUCAACGUAAAACUACUCAAUCAUAUUAUGAUAAUAUCAAUGAACCGAUACCAAUCAAAGUACACUGUGCCAAUGCUUCAAAUAAUACUACUCAUGAUGAUGAUAAUGAUAGUUCAUAUGAAUGUGAACAAUCACCAUUGAACAAUGCUUCAACGCCUCAAUCAUCUGAUUCACAUAAAAAAACCAGUUCAAAUGCUGCUACAGAUAAAAAUCAAUCGAUCCCAGUAAAAUCAAUACCUGUUAAAAUUUCAAAUGAUACUCAUAACAAUAACAAUAAUAAUAAUAAUAAUGACAAUAAUAAUGUUAAUAAUAAUACAAAUGAAAAUGCAUGUCAACCAACAGUGACAGAUCCACUCACUCUUAUAGAACAAGCUCAACGUGAACUGAGCGAAAUAGAAAAUGAGAUUAACGAGUUUACUUCUUCAUGCAAAAAUAAAGCCUAUUUAUUAUUGGAAGAUAAACUUGAAAAGUUAAUGUUACGAUUGGAUAAAAUUGAUUCAGCUGGUGAUGUGUCCAUUAGAAAUAAACGUCGAGAAGUGAUAUUAGCUGUUCAAAAUGCUCUUAAAAAUUUAGAAAAUAAACUAUCAACUCAAGUUGAACCAGAUGAUCAUCAGUAUAAUUAUCAAGGAGAACAUGAUAUCACUUUAACUUCUAAUCAUACUAAAUGAAUAAAAAUAUACACAAGAAAAAAACAAUAACAACAAAAGUCACACUCAUCAAUAGAUUUUAAUGAAGAAGAAGAAGAAAAAAAAAAUAGGUCAAACUAUGUAGACAAAGAGAUCAUAUCCUAUCAUUCAAUAUUUUAUCUGACUUUUUGAUUUCUCAAUUUCGAAUGUGUAGUUCAGUUCUAUUCUUCAUCUACGCGAUAUUCUUUUUUGAUUUAUUGCCAUGUGAAUAGUUUAUUUAUUUGUAUAAAGGAAAAAAUAUCAUAAUAUGAUCAUCAUUAAUAUAUGUUCAAUAUUUGAAAAAA
Schistosoma turkestanicum is the source of this 1443-nucleotide messenger RNA. Lineage: Eukaryota; Metazoa; Platyhelminthes; Trematoda; Strigeidida; Schistosomatidae. The record is from the annotation of a GenBank genome assembly.